AUGGAUGGCAUAUCCUCAAUAAGUUUACAACCAAUUCAGAAUUUAGAUGGCUUAUUUCGGAUAUUGGCGGCUAAAGAGACAGACGAUUUACACAGGAUUAAUGUUUGGUAUAAAUUACUUGAAAUAUUAAGAGUAGCCGGGAAUCAAGCGGUAUGUAUCGAUCAAUCGGUAUGUGACAAUUUAUUGUCCAGAUUAUUGGUUUCUGUUUCUAUGGUUGAUGCCGUUGAAGAAGGUAUUGAUUUGUUUGGAGUAGCGUUUACUUAUUGUUCCGUAAAUGAAUCACUUCAAACACUUGUAUUUCAAUUCAUUAGUCAACUUGAAGAAAAUUCUAAUUUGAAUUUAUUAUUCCUUAAGACUUGCAGUUUACGACCCCAUAAAGAUCAUGUUCCCGGGUUCUACGAUAUAAUUUUCCAAUUACAGACUUUCAAAACAUUGGAUGCAAAGGUAAUGCGAUUCUUAGACCUUAACUUGGGAGAUGUCAUAUUAAAUUCAUGGAUUCCGUCUUGGAAAUCGUGGAUCGACUCUUUUAGGAAUAAUUGUAAAGAUUUUGACGUUGUUCAUUUUUUGGUACAGGAAAGAAUACUAAUUAAAACUGUGCAACGUCAUGAAUUGGAUAUGGCAAUUGCAAACUUUCAAGUUUAUCCUAGAAGGUUGAAGGCCUUAUUAAAUAUUAAGACGGAAGCCACACAAUAUCUAUCUCUCAAAUUCAUUAGAAGAUCCUUAAAGUUCUUUAAAUGGUUGAAUAAAGACUUGCAAGGAACUGUCAUAUCUUUUUCCAGCAAUUCUAUGAACAAUCACACCUUCGAACAACUCUUUCAUGAUAAUGGAGAAUUCUAUUUGCAAGUGAUCAUGGAGAUUGUCGAUCAUCCGGAACUAGAACUCUUAGAGGAAUCUCAUCUGUUACUGUUACUAAGAGUUUCUUUGGGACAUGUGUGGGAAAAGUGUAUCAUGUCAAAUCAAAUAUCAGAAGUGCACCAUACUCUUGGAAAAAUGGGAACAACGCAGUCAUUGCCGUCUUUAAUUAACCUUUUGCAAUAUAUUUUAUCGAAAUACUGUAUUAAUGUAAUGGAAUGCAUUAAUAACGGUUAUGAAAUGGAAACUAAUUCCCUUUGGUACAGACAAUUAACGAACUUGGCCAUCCCAGCAUGGUUUGAAGAUUUGAGUCCAAAGAUUCCACCAGUAUCUAGGGCAGUAUUUGGAUUUGAUGACAACAGGAUUGAAAAAGGACAAAUGAUUAACAGUUUUCAAGAGAACUUUAGUAACAUUUUUGAGUGUAUGCAACUCACUUUAUCUUUAAAUGGAGCACUUUUAACCUACUAUGGAAAUAUUGGCUUAAAUCCACUAUGUCUCGGAUCGCAAGCUAUGUCAAAUUGCAUUUCUGAUGUACAAAAUAAGACAGUAUCAAUGCAUUUCACAAUUUACUUCGUUCCUCUUUUUACAGUGCUUUUGUUAUCCCAAAAAUUACUCGAGACUGACGGCGCUAGUAGGACUUUUUUGAAUACUGAAGCAGCUCUAGUAGAUGCAAAGCAGUUAUUCAGGCAAUCUAUUAAACAAAUUGAGUGUAUCAUUGACAAUCAUGGGAACAAUGGAUUGUACCAUCUUAUCAAGUUUGUGUCCCAGGUAAGCAUAGAAAGUUUGCUCUUUCAGGACAUCUCUAUGAUAAUAUUACGCCAUAUCUUCUUUGAGAGUGAUGGACAAUGGAUCUUACAGUUAUGCUUAGCAAAUGAACUGACAACUCAUGGUUUGCUUGAUUACAUCGUAUUAUGGAAUGAUGGAUCAAAAUUGUAUAGUCCUUUCUUCACAGAAAUCUUCAAGCAACCGCAACCAGAAAUCCUUAGAAAAACAGUAGUACUUGGUGACUUGUUUGAGCUACUUAUGGAAAAAACGAAACAACCAUCCAAGGAAGGCAUUUCACAUCCUAAGGUAAGAUCAAAAUUCAACACUAACGCAAGCUCUUUCGUUCCACAAGAUACUAGUAUGCAUACCCGCACACCGAAGAAGAUUGAACAAAGUCCACAAUAUCCCGUGCAUCCUUCUCUCAGCAGCUAUGGAUUCAAACCUGUCAGUGUUAGAACAACAUCCGGGGUUUCUGCAGGUAUGAAUACUUCGUUUGCAGAUUGCUUUUCGGGAGUGUUUAACAGCGAUCAGCAAUCAAAAGCCCAGAUGGUGCAGAACUGGAGCUCCCCACCUCCAGUGUCACAAUACAAUCAGGUAAACUCCACGAAACUUGUUAAUACUGGCAAAAGCUACAUCCUAGGCGGGCAUAAUAGAGCAGUCAAUAAUAGCAGGACUAAAAGUGUACAUGUUGAUGAUUUUGAGCAGCGUUGA
This is a messenger RNA of Kluyveromyces lactis, 2328 nucleotides long. RefSeq names its product Vir1p (gene VIR1). NCBI's taxonomy places the organism in Eukaryota, Fungi, Ascomycota, Saccharomycetes, Saccharomycetales, Saccharomycetaceae. Bases 1 to 2328 code for a protein of 775 amino acids. The record is from RefSeq and is a predicted model, not a curated record. The transcript has a single exon.